CUAAUCUCUCUUUUUCUCCUUUUUGCAUUGAUCUGAGUCGAUCAUUCUUCAGAGCAGGGUUUACAUGGAAACUGCUUCUUGCCCUGUAACUCCUCGAUGGAAUGUGGAACGACCGUUUCUGACAGGUCGUUUUCAUCAGGAAGCAAAAGCUACGUCUCAACAAGCUGGAUCAAAAGGGUUUUCCACUGAUACUUUUAUCAGUCCGGGUACGGAAAAGCCUAUUGGGUGCUACCCUGCCUCCGUUCAGGAGCUCUUACUUAUCGAUGAUCUCCUCUCUGCCUUGGUUGGAAUUGAGGGGCGAUACACUUCAAUAAAGAGGGUCCGUGGCAAGGAUGACCGUGUAAGCUUCCAGGUUGAUGCGUCUAUGGACUUAGCGCUUCAGGAAUUGGCAAAGCGGAUAUUUCCCUUGUGUGAGAACUUUUUGUUAAUCAACCAGUUUGUUGAGUCGAAGUCACAAUUCAAAAACGGCCUCGUCAAUCAUGCCUUUGCUGCUGCACUAAGGGCACUCCUCUUGGAUUUCCAGGCUAUGGUGGCACAACUGGAGCACCAAUUCCGGCUUGGAAGGCUCUCUAUACAAGGAUUCUGGUUUUUCUGUCAGCCAAUGAUGGGUUCAAUGCAAGCUUUGUGCGCUGUGGUACAGAAGGCUUCAGCUAAUAACUUCAUGGGUUCUGUGGUUCUUAAUCUCUUGCAAAACCAGGCCAAGGCAAUGGCUGGUGAUCAUGCGGUGAGGUCAUUACUGGAGAAGAUGACACAGUGUGCAAGUUCUGCAUAUCUUGGCAUAUUGGAAAGGUGGGUCUAUGAGGGGGUGAUCGAUGAUCCAUAUGGUGAGUUUUUCAUUGCAGAGAACAAAUCACUCCAAAAGGAGAGUCUCACUCAGGAUUAUGAUGCUAAGUAUUGGCAACAGCGGUAUAGUCUCAAGGAUGAUAUUCCUAGCUUCCUCAGCAAUGCUGCGGGGACAAUUUUGACCACCGGGAAAUAUUUAAACGUCAUGAGAGAAUGUGGACAUAAUGUUCAGGUUCCUGUAUCAGAGAAUUCAAAAUUGAUGAGCUUUGGAUCAAAUCAUCAUUAUCUUGAGUGUAUCAAAUCUGCUUACAAUUUUGCCAGUGGCGAACUCUUGAACCUCAUAAAGGAAAAGUAUGAUCUCAUGGGAAAGCUUCGUUCUAUAAAACACUAUUUUCUUCUUGAUCAGGGUGACUUCUUGGUUCAUUUUAUGGACAUUGCUAGAGAUGAACUCGUGAAAAGGCCUGAUGAAAUUUCGGUGGAGAAGCUUCAGUCACUUCUAGAUCUUGCACUGAGAACCACGGCUGCAGCAGCAGAUCCUCGCCAUGAGGACUUGACAUGUUGUGUGGAAAGAUCUUCUUUGCUUAAAAGAUUGGGCACGCUUAAAGAUCUUGAAAUUAGUAGGCCUGUUUCUGAUAGUAAUGACCUAGAGGAAUCAGUAAGCAUUACUGGCCUGGAAACGUUUUCUUUGAGUUACAAGGUUCAAUGGCCAUUGUCCCUUGUUAUUUCAAGAAAGGCCUUGACAAAAUAUCAAUUAAUAUUCCGCUUCCUGUUCCACUGUAAACACGUUGACCGUCAGCUUUGUGGGGCAUGGCAAGUUCAUCAAGGAGUUCGUGCUCUUUACACAAGAGGAACUGUCAUCUCCCGCUCAUCAGUUUUAUGUCGUAGCAUGCUUAAAUUUAUCAACAGCCUUUUAAACUAUUUAACAUUUGAGGUGCUUGAACCCAAUUGGCACAUGAUGCAGGAUAGACUUCAAACCGCAAAGAGCAUAGAUGAGGUUAUCCAGUACCAUGAUUUUUUCCUUGAUAAGUGCUUGAAAGAAUGUUUGCUUCUUUUGCCUGAACUUCUCAAGAAGGUGGAGAGGCUGAAAUCCAUAUGUCUUCAGUAUGUGGCGGCUACUCAACGGUUGAUUUCAUCAUCCAUUUACAUUCCCAAGCCAGAGGAACAGUCAAAUAUCCCAACAGGAUCAGAGAAAUUGAAACAGUGGCGAUCAAAGAGCAAGGCUCCAGUAAUGAAGUUAGCAACUAGCGAUGCAACAGCAGUGACAGAUUCUGUUCUGAAAUUUGAGAGAGAAUUCAAUUUCGAGCUUCAGAGUUUGGGACCAAUUUUGAGCAAUGGUUCUCAAGCAGAGCCAUAUUUGACACAUCUUGCUCAAUGGAUUCUUGGCGUUGCAAAUGACCAAUAACUGAACCCUGUUCUCUUGGGAGGCUGGCAUUGUGGGAAUGAAUUGUUGAUAUUAUUUCCCUGCCAUUAAUGGUCCUAGGUUUGCAAUUAUAUGUUUCUUCCAAACUCCACAUUACUUGACUCUUAACUGCUUAAAAUGGAAAAUUUUCAACUGUUUUAUUGGAAUUUUGCAACUAAUGAGAUGACUCGGUGCUUCUGGUC
This is a messenger RNA of Telopea speciosissima, 2385 nucleotides long. Its product is annotated as gamma-tubulin complex component 2. Gene Ontology annotation, biological process: meiotic cell cycle; cytoplasmic microtubule organization; mitotic cell cycle. Gene Ontology annotation, molecular function: microtubule minus-end binding; gamma-tubulin binding. Bases 65 to 2185 code for a protein of 706 amino acids. The record is from RefSeq and is a predicted model, not a curated record. Gene Ontology annotation, cellular component: centrosome; spindle pole; gamma-tubulin small complex. Lineage: Eukaryota; Viridiplantae; Streptophyta; Magnoliopsida; Proteales; Proteaceae. The transcript has 21 exons.